Psammomys obesus (fat sand rat) is the source of this 666-nucleotide messenger RNA. RefSeq names its product homeobox C5 (gene Hoxc5). Gene Ontology annotation, cellular component: nucleus. Gene Ontology annotation, biological process: embryonic skeletal system morphogenesis; anterior/posterior pattern specification; regulation of transcription by RNA polymerase II. The transcript is spliced from 2 exons. NCBI's taxonomy places the organism in Eukaryota, Metazoa, Chordata, Mammalia, Rodentia, Muridae. Gene Ontology annotation, molecular function: DNA-binding transcription factor activity, RNA polymerase II-specific; RNA polymerase II cis-regulatory region sequence-specific DNA binding. Bases 1 to 666 code for a protein of 221 amino acids. The record is from RefSeq and is a predicted model, not a curated record.
AUGAGCUCCUACGUAGCCAAUUCAUUCUAUAAGCAGAGCCCCAAUAUCCCUGACUAUAACAUGCAAACUUGUGGGAACUAUGGAUCGGCCUCAGAGGUGCAGGCGUCCAGGUACUGCUACGGCGGAUUGGACCUAAGCGUCACUUUCCCACCGCCGGCGCCUUCCAACUCUCUCCACGGGGUAGACAUGGCUGCCAACCCCCGGGCUCACCCCGACCGCCCCGCCUGCAGCGCCGCGGCCGCUCCGGGACACGCUCUGGGCAGAGAUGAAGCAGCUCCUCUGAACCCCGGGAUGUACAGCCAGAAGGCGGCUCGCCCGGCGCUGGAGGAGCGAGCUAAGAGCAGUGGGGAGAUCAAAGCGGAGGCGCAGACAGGGCAGCCCUCCGGACUCAGCCAGCCGCCGGCCCCGCCACAGAUUUACCCGUGGAUGACCAAACUACACAUGAGCCACGAAACGGAUGGCAAGCGGUCCCGAACCAGUUACACGCGCUACCAGACCCUGGAGCUGGAGAAAGAAUUCCACUUUAACCGCUACCUCACCCGCCGCAGGCGCAUAGAGAUUGCCAACAACUUGUGUCUCAACGAGAGACAGAUCAAGAUCUGGUUCCAGAACCGCAGGAUGAAGUGGAAGAAAGAUUCCAAAAUGAAGAGCAAAGAGGCUCUUUAG